Messenger RNA from Gopherus flavomarginatus (Mexican gopher tortoise), 3299 nucleotides. RefSeq names its product solute carrier family 35 member E2B (gene SLC35E2B). Lineage: Eukaryota; Metazoa; Chordata; Testudines; Testudinidae. The record is from RefSeq and is a predicted model, not a curated record. Gene Ontology annotation, molecular function: antiporter activity. Gene Ontology annotation, cellular component: Golgi apparatus. Bases 1222 to 2451 code for a protein of 409 amino acids. The transcript has 10 exons.
UCUGCAGGAUGGAAAGAUAGGAGUACAACCAUCUCAAAGCAUUUAGUAAACGUGGGCUUACAACCUCCUCAUGAGGUUGCCAUGCUAUACCUAUUUAAGAGAUGUAGCUGCAGAUGUUCAGUUGCCAUCUCUCCCAAUUUUUCCAGGGUGGCCCAGUUUUAGCAGGGGGAUGCCAUUGGAGGUAUGCAUCACAGCAUGACAUCUUCGUGCAACACAUGAGGUCAGGGUGUAUUUGUGCCACUGCAUCGUGGCACCUUCCUGAUGCAACAUCCUCUGGCACAUUCUGGCUUGGCCUGAGGUUGGCGCAGUAGUGAUGUGUUAUGGGAAAGGCUGGAUGUGAUGCUGGAUAGUGCGCUGACAUGACAGAGCAGUGUUGUGAUAUAAUGCUUUUGUAAUUUAUUUAGCAUGUGCGCAGUCAUCUAGCCAAGCAAUGGCAUCUUCAGUGGCGUGAUGCAGUUCUUCUAGGCCACCGCGGAACCUAGUCAGCAGGCAUUCAUCGACAAUGUGCGUCAUCGUCUGCGUUGCCUCUGUGAUGUCAUGGGAAGCGUGAUGAUGCAAUGAUGUCACUGGUAAGUGCAGUCCUCCAAUGAUGUCACAGGGCAGUGCGUCUGUGACGUUGCCAUGCAAGCUGCAUGACGUCACUGGCCCGUGCGGUGAAGCAAAUGAGGUGGAAUGAACUCACAGGACAGUGCAGUGAGUUGAUGACGGGGCGGGGGGGGGGAGGCGCUGCACAGUGACACAAUGAUGUCAUCCCGCUCCCCCGAGGGGCAGUAACGGGCUGUUCCAUCUCCCCCUCUCCCCCAGCUGUAUGGGCCAGGCUGCCUGUUCACGGGCGGACCGAAGUGAGGACUUAUGGCGUGGGGCGCAGCGAGCCCUUCCUGCACUCCGGGCUGGACUCUACCAACCAGCGACAGUCUCCCAACCACUGCCACGUUUUCAUCUAUCUGUAAACAUCAUGACCGUUGGUAUCAAGGGAGGGCAACCAAAUUAAUCCCAGAUGGGGAACGAUUUCAGCCAAUAAAAUGCAGUUGACCACUGGAAGGAAGUAUGUGAAGUUUAUUUCUAAACAAGAUGCUGUCUGGAGGACCAAAUAAACGUUUGUGGACCACUGAAACCAGAAGAUUAAUUACAUGACAUUAUUUUUGUCUCUUCACCAUGUGGUUCAAUACUAAGUAAACGUUGCUUUAUGUGAAGACCAAACAGUAGCCUUCUGACAUCAACAUGUCGUCUGUAACAAACACUCAGACGCUCGUGGACCUUGAUCCUCCUGUCCUUGAGGAAAAGUCAAAGGGGAAAUCAUUAUUUCAGUUGGGCCCCCUCUUUGCUAGCAGGAGUGAGAAAUUUGUGAUUGCCAGGAGUGACAGUGUACCAGAAGAAAAUGUACUGAAAAUAACCAUCACCGAGACUACAGUCAUUGAGUCGGACUUGGGCAUCUGGAAUUCUCAUGCUCUGAUCUACCUCACAUUGUGGUUUUUCUUCAGCUUUUGUACCCUUUUUCUUAACAAAUACAUUCUUUCACUGCUGGAAGGAGAGCCCAGCAUGCUAGGUGCUGUUCAGAUGCUUUCAACCACUUUCAUUGGCUGUAUAAAAAUGUUUGUUCCAUGUUGUUUGUACCAGCACAAAACACGUAUCUCUUACCCUCCCAAUUUCAUCAUGACAAUGCUGUUUGUUGGACUGAUGAGGUUUGCAACAGUGGUUUUAGGUCUAGUAAGCUUGAAAAAUGUGGCUGUUUCAUUUGCUGAAACAGUUAAAAGCUCUGCACCUAUUUUUACUGUCAUUAUGUCCCGGAUGAUUUUAGGCGAAUACACUGGAUUGCUGGUGAAUCUGUCUCUCAUUCCUGUCAUGGGAGGAUUAGCUCUAUGUACAGCCACUGAAAUCAGUUUCAACAUUCUGGGUUUUUCGGCAGCUUUGUCUACUAACAUCAUGGACUGUUUGCAAAAUGUUUUUUCCAAAAAGUUGCUCAGUGGAGACAAAUAUAGGUUUUCUGCUCCAGAACUUCAGUUUUACACAAGUGCUGCUGCAGUUAUUAUGCUCAUUCCAGCUUGGAUAUUUUUCAUGGAUGUGCCAGUGAUUGGGAAAAGUGGAAGGCGUUUCAGUUACAACCAAGAUGUCAUUGUACUGCUCCUAAUAGAUGGAGUCUUGUUCCAUUUGCAGAGUGUUACAGCAUAUGCCUUGAUGGGAAAGAUUUCUCCUGUAACUUUCAGUGUUGCUAGUACAGUGAAGCAUGCGUUGUCAAUCUGGUUAAGUAUUAUUGUGUUUGGUAACAAAAUUACAAGCCUCUCAGCCAUUGGGACAGUUCUAGUAACAAUUGGCAUUUUGCUAUAUAACAAGGCAAAGCAACAUCAGCAAGAAACAAUACAAAGCCUGGCAGUGGCAGCCCCACAACCCUCACAGAGCACAACUGAAGAUACCAAGCCACUAAUAUCCAAGGAUUUAAAGCCAUAUGAUUGAUAUGGCUCUUAAUUGUUCCACCACAGCCUGACACAACUCAGAGGAACUUUGCCUUAAAUGGUUGCUACCCCAGCUGUUGACAAUGCUUGGUUGCUGUGAAUUCACAACAGGUGAAAGAAUGGACUUUGCUGCAGAGAGGGGAAAAAAAGGAGAAAAUCUUAUAAGCCCUGGUUUACUAGAAACUGACAUGUAGAACAGAAGACCAAGAGUAAUCCAGCAUGGUAAACAUUGGCUUCAGACUCCUUCCUUGACUCUGCAAAUAAAUAACAAGGCUAUAUUGGAGAUAAAACUUCAGUGUCAGACGGAAAAAUAACUUGUACCCCAGUCCCACCAAAGUAAUGUGAUAACAUGACCCAUCCCUGUUUUCUGCAUGCUUGCAAUAGGAUGAAACUAGUGCAUAGGAAAAAGAUGUCUAGUUGCCACUUUUCGUAAACAUCCUAGACUGUUUUUGUGUGCGUGGUGAGUAUCUGGAAGAAAGCACUUUGAAAGACAAAAUCAGUCAUUUUCGUUUACACAGCUGUUAGUGUAAACUAUGAAUAUGAGCAGCUACUCUUGAGUAUAAAGCCAGCAAAGAGAAUUUGUGCUUUCCUUUGAAAUUUUCUAACAACUGGAGCAUUGCAGUUUGCCUGGGUGCCGACCACAUUCAUGUGUCUGCAAACUGAAACACACACAUAUGCUUAUAUACUAGGAGUCAACACAAAUAAGUAUAGUUGCUAUCAGGCAAAAACCACUGGAAAUUUUCAGAAAUAAAUGAGGCAUCAGCAUUUCCAUAGUAAGUACUGUCUUAAUUUUAAAAAUAAAAAAGUUUCCUUUGCAUUGUAAUUUAUCAUAAAAUAUUUUUAAGGCAA